Molecule: messenger RNA, 2012 nt
Organism: Sorghum bicolor (sorghum)
Lineage: Eukaryota; Viridiplantae; Streptophyta; Magnoliopsida; Poales; Poaceae
Exons: 7
Coding region: 1-681 (226 amino acids)
Source: RefSeq, a predicted model, not a curated record
AUGGACGAGGAAGUCUUGCGAUGUAGCACUUUAUGGGCUGACACUGCCGCCGGCCACCAAGCAAGGACGCCAGGCCACCGGCGACCAAGCCUCGUCAAGCAGCUCAUCGCCGGCUUCCUAAAGACAGCGUGUGCAGUGCUCUUCAGUCGCACGGCGGCGACAUCGGCCACGGCGGCUUGUUCAUGCGGCGGCCCAUGGCGCAGCGUCGUGGAUCCACUAUGGUGUGGUGAGCCUUCAUCACGCCGGCAGCCAAGGCAGAAGCAGCGACCAGGCCAGACCUCGGUCUCACCACGGCGGCCUGCACAGGAGGAUGUCGGCAGCGCGCGGACGCAUGUGCAAGAGGGGAAGUGGGGAACUCCUGGCAGCGGCGGCACCAAAUCACUGAUGCUGGAUCAGUGCCAAACCAAAUAUUCACUUCAAUCUAUCAUUGCUAUUGGAUCCAAAACCUACUCCAAUUCUGCAUCUCCCCAUGAAGAUGUGCAUCCAGAAAUCGAGGUUCUCCUAAUGCCCAAAGAAAUGACUAUCUUGGAUCAGCACGAGAUACGUGACGUACUAGAAUAUCAUCUGUUAAGUGGAAAUGGCAUCCACUUCAUAACUACGCGAUGGCAUUGCUUCUGGGACAGUUGUGUUGGCAUCAACUUGGUAGAGAUGGUUUCACCUCUCUUCACAAGGCGUUUAUAGCUUCUCAAUGUGCCUGUAAGUUCAUCUCCAAGUGGAUAUAUGCUAAAAAGAUGUAUAACCGGUGUGAGUGCCUAAUCUGGAACUACGAAAUCUUAGCCAGAGCAGCACUGAGCUUUUUUUGCUAUUGUACUGGAAGAAUGCUAUUAGUAAAGUUUUGUUCUUAUCUCGAAACAGUCUUGGGGAUUAGCAACAGUUGCAAUAAGCAUUUGAUCAAAUAUAACAAUUAUAUUGUCUUUUUUAUGCAAUUUAAUUUUGUCGUUUUACUUUGCAUAUAUUUCAGUUCUAAUUUGGUACGUGUACUAGAUAGGUUUAGCUAACUAACUGUUAUAUAUCACUGAUUACUGGAUGGAAUACUUCACUUUUCCAUUAUCCUGUUUCUUGCAUUUACAGUAUGACAUGAUUGUUCAAACAGGCUUAACUAGAGAGCACACUAUUUUCCUUUGAUCAAUAUAUUUAUCCACUUGAUUGUCUAUAGGUGACUGCUAUCCUGGGAGUGUUCUUCAUCUCUAGGCAUUUGCAGUAACAUGGGUGAUAUUUGUUACUUCAAUUCGUCAGUCAAUUCAAACAAGAUUCAAAAAGUUUUGCACUUUUGCAUGUCCGUCAACAACUCAUUCUCACUCUCUGAUUAGUAAAACAGGAUCCAAAAGGUUCCAAUAUAGCUGUAGUCAGUUAUGCUUCAUGUUAGAGCUUGAGUUUUGUUAAUUUUAAACAAAAAUGCACAUUAGAAUAUUCCUCCUUUAUUUAUUGGAUGGAUUAACUUUGUUGCCUGUUGUUGUGUGCUCUGGCGAUUUUUGGGCAUGUGCAUCCGCUGGCUGCUGGGGUGUGCUGGCCUGUUGGGGGCGAUUUUCGGACGCCGCCCUCACCUGGUUUCAAGUCUGGCGCCUCUCCUGAGCAGGACUUCUCUCUUUCAGGCUGCGAAGGUGUACAUGGCCAUGGUGGAGGCAGAUGUAGGAAACCAUGCCCAUAUGCGGGAGCUUGACAAAUGAAGAGGAAAUGAUAUUCUUAAUUUGAAAUGAGAAGAACUGACAUAUCAUUCUACAAACAUAAUAAGAAAGGAAGAUCCUCUUGUAUUGUCACACUAGGUUUAUGAGUGCAGGCAUUUAGAAAUUGUAUAUGGAACCAUCAAUGCACUAGCAUAAGUUGAUGUUGCACUAGCUAGCUGCGGAGAAACUCGCCUCAACUUUUUGCUAGGUUACAAUCCUAGCUUGUACAAUUGCCAGGCUAUAGAUUUUUUUAGGUCUUUUCAAUUUUAUGUUAAUGUGACUUGUGCUUUGAAUUUAAUAAGCUAAUUGUACUAUGUGAGACGUUAAUUUAUUAUGCUUUAUUAUGCA